AUGCCGGUCGGUGCAAAUUAUGACGAAGAGGAAGAAAUGCUGCUGCUACAAAUGGCGGAUAACAUCGAGCCCGUUUCCCCAAGUCUCAGAGCAGUGAUGGCGACAACGGAGAUCAGGGACACAUACCAGGGACAACGACAUGUAUCCCCUUUGCUCAUGGAACGUCCCAAAAGCUCGGGGAUGGAUAUGGCGGCUUUCUGCUUCAGCAAGCCUGCUCAGGGGCCGAACUCAUUCUCUCUUCAGGGAGAAGAUAAAGGCUCAGAAAAGGCAACUGCCUCUUUCAUGGGCUCGGUGGCGCCUAAUCCAGAUACUGACCAGAAUGGUGGGCUUCAUUCGCAUUCGCUUCUCACUGCGAAUCAAAGGUCCAAAGUCACAAAAAGACGUAAAGGCCGAGCUAUAAGGGCCCCUCUCCUGCCUUCCGAAAAUGGAGGGUCUCAGCUUUCAGAAGAAGACCUGUUCCAACUAAUGAUCACCCGUAUCAGGGACCGCGAAAAUUCUGUUAUUGCAGCUGUUCACCUUAAGGAGCAGAUGGAGACUGAUAUGAUGAAAAUGGCAGAGGAGAACAAUGCACUAAAAGGUCAGCUAGAGCUCUCCGGAAGGAAACAACAGAAUCAAGCGGCUGCACUAAAGGCCUACAAGUCUCGAAUGGAUACGUGGAGGUCGAAGUUUCUAAAGUUCAAAGGUUUCCUAAAUGAACUCGGCUGCGACUAUCAGAAUCUUCGCGGUGAGGCCAUCCAGCUCAAGGCAGCGCGAAAAACAUUGUUGAAUGAGCGGAGUGAGAUUACUUCAAGCAUCAACGAAGCAAAAUCACAGUUAGCUAUGAUCUCAAAUAGAGCAGAUAACAGACGGGACGAGAUUUUGAAGUUGGAGAGCCAAGGCGACUUACUGAGACGAUCACUAAGCGGUGCAGAGGAGAGUGUCAAGUAUCUCCAAAGUCAGCUAUCCGAUGAGAAGAAGAGAUCGAAGCGUCUGGAACUGUUCAUCCAAGACUGUUCGCAGACCCAAGCAGCGAAGCUGGCCCUGAUUCGGUCUGAUCAACUUGGAAUUAUGAAGUCCCUUGGUUCUGCAUUCGAAAUCUUAUGCUAUCAGCAUGACUCCAGUACCAAGGCACUCCGAGAGAGCAUUGGUUCAGAUGUCCGCGGAUGUCUGUCUUCGCUAAAAGAGAUCAGGGAGACGCUCACGGCCAACAAAGCAGAUGGACAGGAUUGCAAAGAGAUUUUCCGGGGUUUCAUAUCUCGAAUGGACCCAGUGAUGCAUGAACUGAGUGCAGGUAUCUGCGAAGUAACUGAGACAAAUACGAACUUAGCGCAGAGUCUGAAAGAACAGCUCCAAUUGACCAAGGACCAUAUGGUCAGCGAAUCGUUUCUAACGGAGAGGCUUACCAGAGACGUAGAAAGCCGCAACAGCCUUCAGGAGAGACUGAAGACGUUUCUUGAGGCCAUCGAAAAGAUUAGCUGUUCAAUACAGACAUUUGAGCAUAAAGAAAUGGGUCUUGCGGAUCAGAUGAAAACUCUGGAAAUGAACCUAUCGGAGAUGCAAAUUCCCCAGAAUAUCGAGCUCCUCAGAGAGGAGAGCUUCCGCCACAAUCGAGAAGUUGUUGAAAUGGAACAAAAGAUCCGUCUCUUGUCGGAAGAGCUCAGGCAGGCGGAAUUUACCAUAACAGCCAAAGACCACGAGAACGAGGCUAUUAAGAUAUCUCUCCUCGAAACAGAAUCGAGGUCUCACGAGACUGAGUCUCGCGUACGUCAAGCUGAAUCAGAAGCUGCUGCACUUCGUGAUGAAGUCAAAGCUGUGGAAGCAAGGGUCCGCGAGGAGCUCAGCAGAGCCAGUGUUGUCUCUCGGGAACUUGAUAGAGCGAAGAACGAGCAAGUUCUUCAUGAGCUUCUGCGGGAAAAGACUGAUAUCGAGAGAAACAUGGAAAUAGUUACAGCGGAACUGGCAGAAGCUCAAUUAGUGCUGGUAAGGUUAACAUACCUCUACAAGCAGCAAGAAAAAGAGGUUGAGGAUCUACGGAUCCAGUUAACAGAGAGUAUGGCAAAGGUGGAGGGUCAAGAGAAUGAAAUCGAAAGACUCAUGGAAUUGGAGUCCUCGAUGAAAACGCAGCAGGAGUCUCUCCGCCAGCAGCUGGAAGAUUCCACGGUCCAAAUUUCCAGCCUUGAAGGCGAAUGCUCUAAGAUGAAUAAGGAGAAUGGGGACGAAUUGGAAGAUCUGCACCGAAAGCAAGAUGUACUCCAAAAGGUUCUUCAGACGAAGGAAGAUGAAUGUAGCCUCUUCCAGGCGAAGCUUACCGCUGUGAUGUCCGAGAAAUCUGAGCUCGUGAACAGCAAAGCGAAGGCCAAAGAGGAGAUCCAUACAUUACUCAAAAGGGUGCAGGAAUCUGAGCACUGGGUCAACAAGAUCAAGGAGAUGCUCACUCAGGUGGGGCUUUCUGCGCCGGAAGAGUCAUUUUCGGUGGCAUGGAGCAUGUUGGAAAUGAUAUUACGCUCGUUCCAGAUCGAGACAACACAGGCACAACUGAAUACACCUGGCAAGAACAUCCGCGGGUUGAAUACUGAAGCUUUGACGCCCCAGAGGGUUGUAAGCCUUGGACAUGAGCUAUUCACGGCUACAGAACUGGUCUACAAAACGCAGAGCAUGCAGGCAAGCAUAAUUUCCUCUCCGUUUCCACAAGCCAAAGUCACAGAAAGCAACUUUGGCCGUCAACAGGAUUUAUCCUCGGUCCGGACACCCAAAAUUGUGCCAUUCUCGAGCAUUCGACAGUCCUCCCAGGACGGUUGCUCACUUUUUGGGAAUGAAGAAGAUGACAUCGCAGCUAUGAUGAUGCUCACGCAGGAGAAAAAGGCCGUCGUCCCAUCGGAUACCCAGAGAAAUCCCGACGAGCACCAAACGGUGGAUCUGGAGAAGGAUCUCGGAGAGGAGAAACAAGCCACAAAGCCGGACUCUCCUAAGAAAGCCGAUGGAGACGUCGACACAGUCAAUGGCACGGCUUCGUCUCAAAAGCACAGCUCCCAGGCAGAGUUGAAGGGUGAGCAGAUACCGGACGAUAAAAAGGAUAUUAUCAAAGAGCAGACAAAGCAGAAGGCAGUCACUUUCGAAGCACAAAGCCCGACUGCACAGAAGCGCAAACUACCCGAGCCUCAGAGUGGUGACAUUCGAGAUAUGAUUGAGGACAGACCCCGUACUACUCGGCGGACCUAUUCCAGAAAUCGACAGAACCCUGUGGCCCGAGCUGCUGAACACGAUGUCUCUGUGUCCAUGGACGCCAAUACUAGUGGCAACACUCGUGCCGAUACUACACGCUCAAACGAAAACAAACGAGCACGAGAUUCAGACCCUUCUGGUGCUAGACCACAGAAGCCGGUGAAUGAGUACUUUGAGCGCAAGUCCAGUCCUACAAAACUGGCCUCUGGAAGCAGCAAAGCACCCUCGAUGAAUCCCAGUCAGAGCAAUAGUCAAAAGAUGACUCGUGGAAGGGGCGGACGAAAGACGAGAGGUGAGCAGCACACGCGAAGACAGACUGACGCUAAGACUAAUAGGCGAUCACUACAACGCCCGGUUCAACCGGGGAAAGUAAUACUGUCCGUGAGGGAUACAGAAUGCCCAAUGUCAGGAAUUGACAGUGAGAUGUGUGCAGCGACUAUUCUUCCAAUUUCAUCUUUCCCCCACCCCGUUUUACCACCCCCUUAUUUUGUUUCGCAAGCUACCUCCAAUUUGCCAGUGUAA
This is a messenger RNA of Aspergillus heteromorphus CBS 117.55, 3723 nucleotides long. RefSeq lists its product as uncharacterized. The record is from RefSeq and is a predicted model, not a curated record. NCBI's taxonomy places the organism in Eukaryota, Fungi, Ascomycota, Eurotiomycetes, Eurotiales, Aspergillaceae. The transcript has 4 exons. The coding region runs from base 1 to 3723 and encodes 1240 amino acids.